ACUCGCUUGCAGAUGGUAAACAACAUGGCGGUGACACCGGCACGAAGUUCAUCUUUGCAGGAUUUGAGUGUGUGGGCGGACCGGACUGCCCUCCACGAAGCCGCAUCUCAGGGCAGGGCUUUACAGCUGAUACGGCUGAUAGAGAGUGAAGCGUCAGUCAACAUAGUGACCGUGGACAACAUCACCCCGCUCCACGAAGCUUGUCUCCAAGCUCACCCGCAUUGUGCCCGCCUGCUCCUGGAAGCUGGAGCCCAGGUGGAUGUGCGGAAUAUCCAUGGCAGCACUCCCCUUUGCCACGCCUGCUCUUCCGGUAGUUUGGAGUGCGUCAAGCUCCUUUUGCGAUACGGAGCCCAAAUCAACCCAUCACUCACCGCUUUGACAGCAUCCCCCCUCCACGAGGCUUGCAUCCAAGGAAAUCCUGAGAUAGUGAGGCUGCUGAUUGCUAGUGGUGCCCAACUGGAGGCGUAUGAUGUCCAUUUUGGCCCACCGCUGCACAUUGCGUGUGCAAAAGCACGUGUGGAAUGUGUCAAGGAGCUUCUGCUCGCAGGUGCCGACGUGAAUUCGAGCAAGUUCCACGAGACAGCCUUGCACCACGCUGCUCGACUGGACACGCCGGAUGUGUUGGAGCUGCUGGUGGAGUUCGGAGCCAACGCGUACUCUCUCGACAACUACGGACGUAAACCCGGCGACUACUCGACACCUGCGUCGCCGUCCUAUGCCCGUCUCAGGUUUUACGAAAGAAAUCCGCUGAGCCUUCAGCAUCUUUGUAGAAUCACCAUGAGGAGGGCUCUUGGUACCUCUGCCUCGGUGGUCAUAGGUUUGCUGGGCUUAGCUCGUUCCAUUCAGAGCUAUCUCCAGUUUUGCGAUCACCCCGCAUCACUAGAGUUCCGUAUGGAUGUUUGAUUAAAUAUACUAAUGUACACCGAACACCCACUUUUUGUGAUGAAGGAUUGAAUCCAGCAAAAAUAGU
Molecule: messenger RNA, 970 nt
Organism: Syngnathus acus (greater pipefish)
Lineage: Eukaryota; Metazoa; Chordata; Actinopteri; Syngnathiformes; Syngnathidae
Gene: asb13a.1
Product: ankyrin repeat and SOCS box containing 13a, tandem duplicate 1
Exons: 6
Coding region: 13-903 (296 amino acids)
Biological process (GO): intracellular signal transduction; positive regulation of protein catabolic process; protein ubiquitination
Molecular function (GO): protein binding
Source: RefSeq, a predicted model, not a curated record